Castor canadensis (American beaver) is the source of this 2742-nucleotide messenger RNA. It is a transcript of the gene Tfip11, whose product is annotated as tuftelin interacting protein 11. Lineage: Eukaryota; Metazoa; Chordata; Mammalia; Rodentia; Castoridae. Gene Ontology annotation, cellular component: U2-type post-mRNA release spliceosomal complex. The record is from RefSeq and is a predicted model, not a curated record. Gene Ontology annotation, biological process: spliceosomal complex disassembly. Gene Ontology annotation, molecular function: nucleic acid binding.
GGCUGCCAGCGCGCAGUUGGUCUGUGGGCGGCCGUCUUGAAGCGGUUUUGGUGCGUCGGACGCCUGGGAGAGUAGUAGGAAGAGGAGUGAAGCCCGACGAGCAGGAAGAGCCACCGUUUCUGAGGCUGGUCUGCCCUGGACACCUGGUUACUUCUGGGGUUUUUGACUGACUGGCCAUGUCGCUGUCCCACUUGUACCGGGACGGGGAGGGCCACAUGGAUGACGACGACGAUGAGCGGGAAAACUUCGAGGUCACUGACUGGGAUCUCCAGAAUGAGUUCAACCCCAACCGGCAGCGCCACUGGCAGACCAAGGAAGAGGCCACCUAUGGGGUGUGGGCUGAGCGUGACUCAGAUGAGGAGCGGCCCAGCUUUGGGGGCAAACGGGCCCGGGACUACUCCGCCCCUGUCAGCUUCAUCAGCGCAGGGCUCAAGAAGGGGGCGGCUGAGGAAGCGGAGUUGGAAGACUCUGAUGAUGAAGAGAAGCCCGUGAGGCAGGAGGACUUCCCCAAGGAUUUCGGACCCAAAAAGCUAAAAACGGGCGGCAACUUCAAGCCCAGCCAGAAGGGCUUUGCGGGCGGAACCAAGUCCUUCGUGGACUUUGGCAGCUGGGAGAGGCACACGCGUGGCAUCGGGCAGAAGCUGCUGCAGAAGAUGGGUUAUGUGCCUGGGCGGGGCCUCGGGAAGAACGCACAAGGUAUCAUCAACCCCAUUGAAGCCAAGCAGAGGAAGGGAAAGGGCGCCGUGGGGGCCUAUGGCUCUGAGCGUGCCACUCAGUCUCUGCAGGACUUCCCCGUGGUGGACUCUGAAGAGGAGGCCGAGGAGGAGUUUCAGAAGGAGCUGAGCCAAUGGAGGAAGGACCCCAGCGGGAGCAAGAAGAAGCCCAAGUACUCCUACAAGACGGUGGAGGAGCUGAAGGCCAAGGGCAGGGUCAGCAAGAAGCUCGCUGCGCCCCAGAAGGAGCUCUCUCAGGUCAAGGUCAUCGACAUGACGGGCCGGGAGCAGAAGGUCUACUACAGCUAUAGCCAGAUCAGUCACAAGCACAGCGUGCCUGACGACGGGCCGCCCCUCUCCCAGCUGCCGCCAGGGCCCGGCAAGGAGGCCAAGGCUCCAGGCUUUGCGCUGCCCGAGCUGGAGCACAACCUGCAGCUGCUUAUCGAGCUCACGGAGCAGGAGAUCAUCCAGAGUGAUCGGCAGCUGCAGUAUGAGCGGGACAUGGUGGUGACCCUGUCGCAUGAGCUGGACAAGAUGGCGGAGGUACUGGAGCAUGAGGAGUGCGUUAUCGCCAACCUGAGCAAGGUGCUGGCCAUGGUGGAGGAGUGUGAGCGGCGCCUGCAGCCGCACUGUGCCGACCCCCUCACGCUGGACGAGUGUGCACGCGUCUUCCAGACCCUGCAGGACAAGUACCACGAGGAGUACCGGAUGUCGGACCGAGUGGACCUGGCUGUGGCCAUCGUCUACCCGCUCGUGAAGGAGUACUUCAAGGAGUGGGACCCCCUCAAGGACUGCACCUACGGCACAGAGACCAUCUCCAAGUGGAAGAGCCUCCUGGAGAACGACCAGCUCCUGUCCCAUGGCGGCCAGGAUCUCUCAGCAGACGCCUUUCACAGGCUCAUCUGGGAGGUCUGGAUGCCAUUUGUUCGAAAUAUCGUCACCCAGUGGCAGCCGAGAAACUGCGACCCGAUGGUGGACUUUCUGGAUAGCUGGGCACACAUCAUCCCCGUGUGGGUCCUGGACAACAUUCUGGACCAGCUCAUCUUCCCCAAGCUCCAGAAGGAGGUGGACAGCUGGAACCCCCUGACAGACACUGUGCCCAUCCACUCGUGGAUCCACCCGUGGCUGCCCCUCAUGCAGGCGCGGCUGGAGCCGCUCUACUCCCCCAUCCGCAGCAAGCUAUCCAGUGCCCUGCAGAAGUGGCACCCCAGUGACGCCUCAGCCAAGCUCAUCCUGCAGCCCUGGAAAGACGUCUUCACCCCCGGCUCCUGGGAGGCCUUCAUGGUCAAGAACAUUGUGCCCAAGCUGGGCAUGUGUCUCGGAGAGCUGGUCAUCAACCCCCACCAGCAGCACAUGGACGCCUUUUACUGGGUGAUGGACUGGGAGGGAAUGGUGUCCGUCUCCAGCCUCGUGGGGCUCGUGGAAAAGCACUUCUUCCCCAAGUGGCUUCAGGUGCUGUGCUCCUGGCUCAGUAACAGCCCCAAUUACGAGGAGAUCACCAAGUGGUACCUGGGCUGGAAGUCCAUGUUCUCCGACCAGGUGCUGGCCCACCCCUCGGUCAAGGACAAGUUUAACGAAGCCCUUGAUAUCAUGAACAGGGCGGUGUCCUCCAACGUUGGUGCCUACAUGCAGCCAGGAGCGAGGGAGAACAUCGCCUACCUCACGCACACAGAGCGGAGGAAGGACUUCCAGUACGAGGCCAUGCAGGAGCGCCGGGAGGCCGAGAACAUGGCCCAGCGGGGCAUUGGCGUGGCCACCAGCUCUGUGCCCAUGAGCUUCAAGGACCUCAUUGAGACCAAGGCUGAGGAGCACAACAUCGUCUUCAUGCCCGUCAUCGGGAAGCGGCACGAGGGCAAGCAGCUGUACACCUUCGGCCGUAUCGUUGUCUACAUCGACCGUGGGGUGGUGUUCGUGCAGGGCGAGAAGACCUGGGUGCCCACCUCCCUGCAGAGCCUCAUCGACAUGGCCAAGUAGGCUGCAGGCCAGCCGCACAAGGUGGGCUUGCAGGGAAUAAACAGCACCCGAAACC